This is a messenger RNA of Aspergillus calidoustus, 879 nucleotides long. The record is from the annotation of a GenBank genome assembly. NCBI's taxonomy places the organism in Eukaryota, Fungi, Ascomycota, Eurotiomycetes, Eurotiales, Aspergillaceae.
AUGUCGUCCAAGCGAACUAUCCUCAUCACUGGCUGUUCUGACGGCACUCUGGGCUCCGCUCUCGCCCUCCAAUUCCACAAAGCCGGAUGGCGCGUCUUUGCAUCAGCUCGAACUCUAUCAAAGCUCACCCUAGUGAGGGAUGCAGGCAUUGAAACAGUACUUCUCGAUACUCUCUCCGACGAGUCUAUCCAAAAAUGCGUCGCGCAGGUUCGAGAGAUGACCGGUGGCUGUCUGGAUGCGCUCUUGAAUAACGCCGGUGCCGCAUACUCGAUGCCGCUGAUGGAUGUCGAUGUCGCCAAGGCCCGAGAACUAUUUGACUUGAACGUUUGGUCGAUCCUCAAUGUCACCCGUGCAUUCCUGCCGCUCCUCAUGAAGUCCACGCAUGAAUGCGGGGCGCUGCUGGUGAACCAUACAUCGGCAGGAUCGGUGACGGCCGGCACAGUCCCCUUCUCCGGCGCAUACAGCGCCUCCAAAGCAGCGGCGGCGAGCCUGACCGAGACGCUGAGGCUGGAGCUCGAACCAUUCGGUGUUAGAGUGGUCAACCUGAUGACUGGCUCGGUGCGUUCGAGAUUUUUCGAGAAUGCCCCAGUGCCCGUGCUGCCCGAGACUUCGCUGUACAAUGUUGCCAAGGAGACCGUUGAGGAGUUCAUGUCUGGGGCGGAGACUGCUAAGAACGCUACUGACCCGGAUGAGUGGGCGAGCCAGGUUGUCGGCGACCUGAGCAAGCAGAACCCGCCGCAUUGGGUCUGGCGAGGCAGGUUCUCGACAAUUGUGAGGCUGGCUUCGCACUUGCCGGUCGGGGUUUUGGAUAGUUCGAUGAAGAAAAUGGUCGGGUUGGAUGUUGUGCAGAGAGAGUAUAAGCGGCACGAAGCAGCUUAG